UUUAUUUGAUUUUAUUAUAUUUUUCUUUUACAUGGGUAGAAAAUCCUCAGAUUUGAAUGGAGUUUCAACUUUCCCACUAAAUAUGCUAAAUGAAGACCCGUCAGCCAUCAUGUCAGUUCAGCUUCUGUUGCUUUCCCCACCUUUGAGCGGCAAAUGCUGAAAUGAAGCAUUCCCUUUUACUUCUUCUGCCAGAAAACCUCUGUAAACACUUGCAAAACGGGGCUUUUGGAUUUAGAGCAGGAGUCCGGCUGAGGAGGAGAAGGGAGGAUGAGAAAGAAAACGAGGAGAGCGGGGAGGCAGGCUUUGCCUUUUCUGGUAGUUAAAGUCACUGAAAGAGCAAACAGGAAUCCUGAGAGCUGCAGAACGGCUGAGAUACAAACCAGAUUGCGAAGGCUGAUUCAUGAUGAGAGAAGAGUCGCUGUUGCUUAUGGACUGAACUUCGUAGUCGCUAAGUGAGUAAGAGAGGAAAAUCCUCGGGGCAACAUGGAUGAUGACUUUGACCGCCGCAUGGAGCUGAGGAGGCAGAGGAGAGAGCAGAUGCGUCAGGAUGCAGAGAGGGGCGUUUCCACAAACGAUGACGAUGAGGAGGAGGCUCGAGAGCGAAGGCGACGUGCCAGGGAAGAAAGGAAGAAAAUGAGAGACUCGGACGAGUCUGAAACGACGGACACGGCCAACAGUAACAGCGCGAUGGAGACCGAAUCGUCUACGACUGUUCCUGGAGGAGCGGAGGAUGACCAGGUUCUGCUGGAGCGCCUGGCCAAGAGGGAGGAGCGCAGGCAGAAGAGGAUGAUGGAGGCGAUGGAGAGGCAGAAGGAGCUCGACCCCUCCAUCAUCUCCAGCAACGGCACGAACGGCAGCCUGCAGGAGCAGUCCCUCGUUAGCAACGGCAGCAAACACACAGAGGAGGAAGAGGACAAAACAGAGGAGAGGUCUGCUCAGGAGGAAGUCACAAAUACUGAAACAAACUCAUGGGGGAAGGAGGAGGGAGAAGAAAAGAAAGAGGAACAGGAGACUGAGGAGAAAACGGCAACGACCGAAGUUGAGCAAGAGGACCCUGAUUCAACGACGAACCACAGAGAGGAGGAAGCUGGUCCAGACCAAAACAAGGAGGAGGAAGAAAGGAAGAUGAGAGAAGAGGAAGAAAGACAGCAUGAAGAAGAAAGAAAGCUGAGGAUGGAGGAGGAAGAGAGGCAGAAAAAGGAACUCGAGGAAAAAGCAAAGAUGGAAGAAGAAGAAAGAAAACUAAAGGAAGAAGAGAGGAAAAGGGAGGAGGAGGAACAGCAACAGAGAGAGAUGGAAGAGAGGCUCAAGAAAGAGGAGGAAGAAAAAGUGAAAAAUGAAGAGGAGGGAAAAGAGAGAAGGGAGAUUGAGGAAAGACAGAAGAAAGAGGAGGAGGAGAAACAAAAGCGGGAAGAGGAGGAAAAGCUGAACCGGGAAGAGGAGGAAAAGCACAGAAAAGAUAUGGAGGAGAAGGCGAGGAAAGAAGAAGAAGAAGAAAAACAGAGGCAGGAAGUUGAGGAUAAAAAGAGAAAGGAGGAAGCUGAGAAGCAAAGGAAGAUAGAGCAGGAGGAGAAGAAGAAGACAAGGGAGCUGGAGGAGAAAAAGAAAGAGGAGGACGAGAAGCGGAAAAAGGAGGUGGAAGAGAAGAAGAAAAAGGAGGAGGAGGAUAAACGUAAAAAGAGAGAGGCUGAAGAGAAGAAGAAGAAGGAGGAGGAGGAGAAACCUAAGAAACUUGGCUUUAAGGAGAAGAAUGAACCUACCAAACAGAAUGGAGCCAUCUUUGAGAAUAAACUGAAGAAAACAGAAAAAACAACAAGGGACGGCGUUCCUUCCAGCAAGGCAGAGGACGCCGAGCGACGGGAGGCCGAGCGCAAGCUGCUGGAGCUGAAACAGCGGCGGAACAACGCCGAGAGCCAGGAGAUCGAGAAGAUGAAGCAGAAGCAGCAGGAUGCGGAGGCUGAGCUGGAGGAGCUCAAGAGGAAGAGGGAGGAGAGGAGGAAAAUCCUAGAGGAAGAGGAGCAGCAGAGGAAGAAGGACCAGGAGGAAAAGAAAGCCAAAGAGCAGGAGGAGAGAAAGAGGAUGAAGGAGGAGAUAGAGAGAAGAAGAGCAGAGGCUGCAGAGAAGAAGAAACAAAUGGGGGAGGAAGCAGCAAAACCUGAUUUCACCAUCAGUCCAAAAGGCUCCUCUAAGAUUGGGGAAAAGGCAGAGUUUCUGACCAAGUCUGCUCAGAAAAGCCCAGCGAGGGUGUCACAUACUCCGCUUGUGCCAAAGAUUGGGAACAGAUUGGAACAGUUUACCUCCGCUAUGCAGGGAAACAAAGAAGUAAAAUCCCCCAAGUCUCCUUUGGCCGACAUCCCCACGGGAGGCACGCGCAACAUCAAGAGCAUGUGGGAGAAAGGCGCCGUGAGCAGCCCCACCCCUGAAAGUCCGGCUCCAGCAAACAAGGAUGUGGCUGGUAUCAAAGGAAGUGUGGCCGGACGCGGCAACAGCUGGAAGGGAAAGCCUGCAGAAGCAGAGAAGACCCCAGCUCCAGCUCCAGCUCCAGCAGCAGCAGCAGCACCAUCACCACCAGCAGCUGCAAAGCCACCAGAGGCAAAACCAGGUGAAGUUGGUAAACGCAGCAUGUGGGAAGCCAAGAGAGCCUCUGCACCAGCCAAGGUGGCAGUUGGAGGGAAAAGCAAGUUCAAUUAGAAAGACCCAAACGGCUUAAAAAGUAAAAUAAAAUAAAAACAAAAAGACAACCGACAACUUCAUGGUCAAGCUGUUUCCUGAAAAGGUUUCUGCUCUCCUUUGGGCUCCUUUGCCCUUCACCACACUUCUCAUUCCUACCAGAAUGGGAGCCGACGUUCCACGCUGCCAGUCAUCUGCACCAGCUAACAUCUGCUCGAGUAAUUCUGCACUGAUGCAUAUUUGAUCACUUUCAACCCCAAUCAAGGAGAAGCUGAUGUGAUUACGCCUAGUUUCGGCUACCUAGAUGACUACCGUGAGGACUCGUGAUCUGUUAACCAGCUGUAAUAUGACAUACAAAUGUGACAAAAACGUUUAAUAACUAAAGAGUUAUGCUUUUACAAUUAUAGUGAUCUUUAAAUACCAAUAUCGGAAGUUGUUCUUUGCGAUGCAUGCCCCAAGGAACAAGUGAACUAAGCAAUUUCUUAGAGCCUCCAAACCAACAGGGGGCGCCCAACAGCCCUGCAACUUUCACACAAAGUCUGGUUUACACAUCAUUCUUUUUUAUUUUAUUUUGUUUUUUCUUUUUUGUGUGGGGUAAAUAUGUUGUAAUUGUGUAACACAAACCUUGUUAUCCUCUAUAUUCAAACUUUAGAUCAGUGUAGUAUGAUGGUGAAGAAAAUAUUUUGUACUUAAAUGUUUAAAGGCAGCCACGCUGUGUCAUGCUUCUCAUUUCUAUGCAAAAGUAAGGACUAACAACUUAAAUCAAUGUGAGUAUCAGGGAAAGCAUUUCGUCUUUGUUUUUGUUUUUUUAAGUUAAAGUACAUUCUCCUACAUCAUGUCCACCAUCUUUUCAGACAGUAGACAUUUCUAACUCUAGAUGUCAAAACAAAAGAAUACGAAGAUAUUCUGAUAUUGUUUUUUAAAAACUUGAGUGACAUCACUGUGAACAAAAGCAAAUGAAUAUGAAUUGAAGGAACAAGCAGUUAGUUAUUGUGUAGCAAAUAAUCUGCUACACAAUAGUAGCAUAAUAUAAUGGUUAAUAUUAUGGAUAUUAAUGUUAUGGAUAUUAACCAUAAUGGUUAAUAUCCAUAAUGGUUUGAACAUGGAAAUAUGCUGUAAAGAUGUGGUAAGAUGUGGUUGUUUGAAGGCCCCCAGUCAAAAUUAGCUAGAGGCCCUAUGUAUCUGUGGACCAGCUCUGCCUUAAAAUGUUUCUACUUUCAGCUUCUUGAAAAUGUACACAAAAUGGCAAUAAAUAAGUACAUUUUUAAAAGCAAUUCAAAUUAGAACCUCAGAUAUUUCUGUUUCUUACUAGUAAAUUAGUUUAAUCAUUUUUCUAGUUCUUCUUUAGGGUUAAUAUAACACUUUAGAAAGUCCUGGGAUUGAAAAUAUAUUUUAUGUCAUGUCAAUUUGUUUUAGAUUAUAUUGCUAGUGAUGUUAUGAUUAGACAUGGGCCUGUAUGAACUUCUCACUGUAUGGCCUUGAGUAGAACGAUAAAAA
Xiphophorus couchianus (Monterrey platyfish) is the source of this 4167-nucleotide messenger RNA. It is a transcript of the gene cald1b, whose product is annotated as caldesmon 1b. The coding region runs from base 484 to 2691 and encodes 735 amino acids. The transcript has 17 exons. The record is from RefSeq and is a predicted model, not a curated record. Lineage: Eukaryota; Metazoa; Chordata; Actinopteri; Cyprinodontiformes; Poeciliidae.